AUGGAGGAUGAUUGCUUUCAUCCCAUCCUACCUUACAAAGCGCUGCUUCACGGAAGUACCAUUUCCAAGGCACACGCAACAAACAACCAACCGAAGACAUCAGACACCACGCACCCAACCCAAGACAACACGAUAGCCACCCAGCACAAGACAUCAGACACGAUAGCCACCCAGUCCAAGACAUCAAAUACGAUACCCACCCAGAUCAAGACAUCAGACACGAUACCCACACAUAUCAAGACAUCAGACACGAUACCCAUCCAGCUCAAGACUUUGGACAUAACAACCCAGAUCAAGACAUCAGACACAAUACCUGCCCAAAUCAAGACAUCAGACACGAUACCAACCGAGAUCAAGACAUCAUACUCGAUACCCACCCAGCCAUGUACAUUAGACACAAUACCCACCCACCCGGAGAUAUCAGACUCGAUACCCAUCCUGCCCAAGACAUCACACACGAUACUCACCCUGCUCAAGACAUCAGACAGGGUAUCUACGCAAUGCUGUACAUCAGACAAGAUAUGCACCCAACCUAAGACAUCAAGACAUCCAGCCCAAGAUAUUAGACACGAUACUCGCUCAGCCCAAAAAACCAAACACGCCACCCACCCAGCCCAAGACACCAAAUACGAUAACAACCAACCCAAGACAUUAGACGCUACCCACCCAGCCCAAAACAACCAGUCAGGAUACCUACCAACCCAAGACAUCAGACACGCUACCCACCCAGCCCAAGACACCAGGCACGAUACUAAUCAACAUAAGACAUCAGACACGCUACCCACACAGCCCAAGACAUCAGACACGCUACCCACCCAGCCCAAGACAACCAGUCACGAUGCCUACCAACCCAAGACAUCAGACACGAUUCCCACCCAGCCCAAGACACCAGGCACGAUACUAAUCAACCCAAGACAUCAGAAACGCUACCCACCCAGCCCAAGACACCAGCUACGAUACUAA
Liolophura sinensis is the source of this 963-nucleotide messenger RNA. RefSeq names its product mucin-2-like. The record is from RefSeq and is a predicted model, not a curated record. The transcript is spliced from 2 exons. The coding region runs from base 1 to 963 and encodes 320 amino acids. NCBI's taxonomy places the organism in Eukaryota, Metazoa, Mollusca, Polyplacophora, Chitonida, Chitonidae.